This is a messenger RNA of Coniophora puteana RWD-64-598 SS2, 1362 nucleotides long. RefSeq lists its product as uncharacterized. The record is from RefSeq and is a predicted model, not a curated record. Gene Ontology annotation, molecular function: cysteine-type endopeptidase activity. Gene Ontology annotation, biological process: proteolysis. Lineage: Eukaryota; Fungi; Basidiomycota; Agaricomycetes; Boletales; Coniophoraceae. Bases 133 to 1275 code for a protein of 380 amino acids. The transcript is spliced from 16 exons.
CUGUAUACACUGCCUGCACAGGCCAAAUUGAUCACCCGCAAAGCUCUCCUCAUCGCAAUAAACUACGCUCAUAUCCCUGAGGAAGCGGAGGACCGAUAUGCGACACUCGAGGGACACCAUCAGCUGCAGGAGAUGAAACAACUUCUUAUUGACCAAUACGAGUAUCGCGAGGAGGACAUAGUUGUCAUGAUGGAUGACGACAGCACCGGGGAUCCAUUAUGGCCGACUAGGGAGAAUAUCCUGAGAGAAGUACGCCUUCUUGCGGAGGGCGCAUCCUACUUGGACCGGCGUUUCUUGUAUUUCACAGGCCAUGGAACAAAUUCUAUUUGCGAUCACCAGAGUGAAGUUGAUAUGCUGGACGAAGCCAUAGUUGACGGUUGUGGGGUCAAGGUCAUAGAUAAUGACCUUCACGACGCUCUAUGCGGCCGGUUGUCUGUUGGCCCCGAUGUGAUUGCUUUAUUCGACUGCUGCCAUUCCGCCACGAUUCUUGAUUUACCACAUGUGAGAUGCAACGAGCUUUCGCCGCGGCUAUCACCGAUGGAUAUGCCGAGGUCCCCUAUCAUGCAGCCUCUUACCAACAUGGCGUUAGACUCACCGAGGAGCACGUUGAGGCUACUGCAAAGCCCUACCACGGUCUCCAUAACUGUUCCUGCCCUCGGCGAUCAAUUUAUAUUAGGACCGAAGAGAGUUGUCAAGAAAUGCAACAACCGGUCCAUCAGAAAAACAGUCUCCAGAUUCGUUCCCGAAACCCUUUGCGAGCUUCUCAGAUCACCUAAAUUGACUUCGGCAAUCGUCACCGCCAGUUUACUCCUCACAGCUCCGGCUAUAGCGGCCCCCUGGGGAGCACCUUCCCGUUCCAAAAGGGCUGCACUGGGCCUGCUCAGGAGCUCGUUCAUAGCCGUUUAUAUGGCUCAGUCGUUGUUUGUCCAUGUCCUCAAGAAAAAGAAAUCUAUGGAAUGUCGUGGUGGAUGCACUUCUCCUCGGAGGAUCGAUAAACCGUCGGUGCUGAAGGUGUGCAUUUCUGCCUGUCGUGACCAUGAGAGAGCAUGGGAAGACCAUAUAGAGAACGAGUCUUUUACGACGUUCUUCAUCGAUGCUCUUAGGAACAAACCUGACCUAACUUAUGAAGACUUGCUUCUCAACGUUCGCCAUCGAGUUCGUGACUUGACCAGAAGACGUCUAGAAGACAAUGAUGGCCCCAGGGAUGAUCCCGACCAGAGACCAGUGCUUGGAAGCUUUUAUAAGCUUGACCUCAAGCAGCCAUUCUAUCUCUAAUAAAUGACAUUACCCUAUAUGGCUCAUACCCUCUUGCAUAAUAAACUGCCGGAACAAGAAUUUAUAAUCUUGCUUAUGCUCGCUCCC